UGCGCGGCGGGGGGCCGGACGGGCGGCGGUCUUCAGGACCCGCGAGUGGGGGAGCUGGACGGUCGGGUCGGAGAUCGGGUCGCGCUCUGCGGGGACCGUCCGCGGGGGCGGCACCCGGGGCGCGGGCUCCGGACGGCCCGGCGUGGAGGGGCGACUUUGUGACCGGAGAGGAGGGAGGGCGUGGGGGGCGGGCCCGGGCCUAGCGUGGGUCGUCGCCGGCCUCGCCUGGUGGGGCCCGGCGUCCCGGCGCGGUGGGGCGUCCGAGCGGCCGGGGCAAGUGCGGCCGGGGAGCGCCCUCCCUGCUGCCUCCCCGAGUGUCUGGGCUCCCGGAGGGGACGCGUGAGCGGCUGGAGCUCCACGAGGAACCGGGUCCGGGCUGCCGGGGGCGCAGUGCACCGCCGCGGGUGUGCGGCCGCGUGCGCCCUCCCGGCCCUCCCGGUCCUCGAUCUUCCGACGGGCUUUGGCGGUCACGGGAGCCCCGGGACCCCCGCGAGCGCGAACGGGCUCUGCCGCAGGAGGUUGUGCGCUUCUGGGCGCAGCAGCCGUCCCGCCGGGCGUCCUGUGUCGCGCUCGCCGCUCGGGAGCGGAUCCCGGGGAACGUCUGCGGGUGGAUCCUCUCAGGGCCGCCUUCUCUGGAGGGUGUGCGGCUCCCGGUACCCGGGGGGUCUCAGCGCCGAGAGCCCAGCGUGGAGGCCAGGGAAGGCGGAGCCGGUGACCGGGCCUCCGUCCGCACAGUGGAGGCGGGUUCCAGCGGUCUGGGCUGGCCUGGGCGAGCUGCGGGCGCUGAGGGUGUUGGCCUUGCAGAGGCUGGUCUGCGGGCAUCUUCCUAAACCUAACCAGCCCCCAUGCGCGACCCCCGAGGUGGAUCCUCCUCCUGCUGUGGCUAUGGGGUGAGACUGAGCCUUGGAUCUGAGGGCGCAGGUGCUGCACCCCGCGCGGCCCUGAUGCGCGCCCGAAUCUCGGCCGCUGUUUCCAGUAUUGAUCAUUUUCUCUUUCACGAACAUCCGCCCCCUGCGCCUCCCUACUCUCUCCGUGUCGUUGUAGGACUUUGGCUCUUAGGAGGGACUUGAACCAAAUGUUACUUAAAACCUGGAACAAGUUGAAUUGGAACCAUAUUUGCUCAACUAUGAGUCAAAUCUAAGUGCUUAAAAUGUCCUUGGCAAACCACUUCGAUGUGAAACCGUAUAUUUUCUAAACGAUUUAGAGUCAGGACAUUGAUUCCCUGCAUCUUAUAAAUACGGAUUCUGAACGUUCACGUCCAUUGAACAUCUCGUAGCUGUUAAGGGGCUGGCUUGGUGGCCGUGUAACCGGAAGGUGAACGGAACGUGAUGGCUCUGCUGGAGGCCCCCUCAUGGCCCAGGACUGGGGAGCCCUCCUGGAGGCAUGGCGUAGCGUGGGAGGUGCGGCGAGGACAGACUUGCCCGCUGCGGUGCGGAGGAAGUGGCACCACUGAGCUCUCUGAAAGGAGGCGUCUUGGGGGGGGGGUGCGGAGCUGGACGUGGAAGCCGAGGAGGGUGAGGCCAUGUCCUUUUUGCGGACCGUGUGCGCUGAGGAACAGAGGUGUUCAUGUGUCUGGGAUGACCAGGGUAAGCAGUCCACCUGCUGCCCCGACACGAGCUGAGUCUAGUAAGACACACUCUGUCGUGUGAGACGGUUUGGGCAUCUUUCUGUCCGUGAAGAGUCCGUAGUGCAGUAGAGUUGCCGGAAGGGCCUGCGACGGUGGUGCAGCGUGAGGAGGCCGUGAGGAAGGGAAUGCAGGUUAGUCUGCGGCUCCACGCGGUUUGUCAGCAAGAGGAAGCAGAGGAGGCCCGGGGUGCAUGCAAGCAAGUGAGGACCCGCGGGAGCUCCGCUGCCCGUGCGUGGACGGGGAGAGCCUGAGGUCGAGAGGGUGCUGUGUCCUGCGGGUCGGGCUGAGCCUGUGCCUGGAGGUGACCUGUGGCUACAGCCACUGGUUUUUGUUUUGUUUUGUUUUCACUCAUUGAACAAAUACUUAGCAUAGCUCUAGUUGCCAUCUCUGGAUGCUCGAUAAAGUAUUCUGAGAAAAUUUACCAACUUGGGGCUAAACCGCGCUGAGCGGGCAUCAGCUCACCGGCAUGCGUGGUGCACGCCGGGGCUCCUCCGGCUCUGCCUUCUCCCGCAUCUGUCCCUGAAGUCUCUGGCAGGUGAGUAGCCUCCGGUUCACUUACUGCUCUGCACCUGGGGACUUCACUCUCAGAGCUUUGGCCACCAUCGGCUCCCCGCUGGUGGGGACCCACGGCUUCCAGGUCCCACUGAUGUCAUUUCCUAGACCUUCCAGCUGGCGUGGAAGGCUGUGCUCCGCGGUGAAGAAGUUCUCUUGCCCGCGCCUCGCACUCACCAGCUCCUCCUCUGUGCGUGCUGCUGCUGUGUCCCCAGCACUUUCUCUCCUGCUCCUGCCCCCUCCCAGGCACCGGGUCUCCUGCAUUCUCGCUUCCCUCUUUCCCUAGGGACAGUCCUCGGGUCAGUUGCUGCUGCUUUCCCCCGGGCGGCUGCAGUUGUCUCGGACUCAGUCCGUUCUUCUUGCACUGGCCACAAUCUUCGGUAAAAUCUGGUCAUGCCGUUUCCCAGCAAAAGCCCUUGUGUUGCUCCAGAAGACAUUUCUGUAUGAGAGUAAAAUGCAGACAGUUUCGUGAAGCACGUGACAGUCUGAAGGGGCACGUGUCCAGCGUGUGAAGGCUCUUCUCCCUCCAAGAGCGCAUGCGUUUUGGUCUCGCUAACUCCUUAAGUUUGUCAAGAUUCUGCUCGUGUAGCUCCUCUUCUGGAAACCUUCCCGUGUGUGGUGAAGCUUCCUGUCCCUAAGCCUUGACGUUUGACCCUGGAUGCCUCGUCUCAGCUCUGAAGUGUCCGACAGACCUUCUGUUUUCAAGACCGAGACACUACCUAGCCCCGGGCUCACAGCCUGCAGGCUUCCUGGGUCAGCGGAUUAGGGUCUGCUGCUUCCUGCUGUCAUCAGAUGUCUGAUGGCACGUGACUCGAGUAAAUGGUCAUCCAGCUCCUCAAAGCUGGGAAAGCUAAGGAAGUGUCCUACAACGCACUAGCCUCCCACAUAAUUUCUGAAGACGGGGACAAUCCUGAGGUUGGAGAAGCUCGGGAAGUCUUUGAUUUACCUGUAGUUAAGCCGUCCUGGGUGAUUUUGUCCGUUCAGUGUGGAGCUCUUCUGCCAGUAAAUGGUUUUUCUCCAGAGUCCUGUCAGAUUUUUUUUGGAAUCACUGCCUGCCUCUCCCAGGUGUCGUCUGACGACAGGAGUGCCCUGUGGGCUCUGCUCACCUUCUACGGCGGGGGGUGCCAGCUGCAGCUCAACAAGAAAUGCACGCAUCUGGUCGUCCCCGAGCCGAAGGGGGAGAAGUACGAGUGUGCGUUGAAGAGAGCAAGCAUUAAGAUCGUGACCCCUGACUGGGUCCUGGAUUGCAUAUCGGAAAAAACCAAAAAGGACGAAGCAUUUUAUCAUCCUCGACUCAUUAUUUAUGAAGAAGAGGAGGAGGAGGAAGAGGAGGAGGAGGAGGAGGAAGAAAACGAGGAGCAGGAGUCCCCAAAUGAGGGUAGUUCGGAGGGAAAGUCCAGCCCUGCCAGCUCUCAAGAAGGAUCUCCUUCCGGGGACCAGCAGUUCUCACCCAAAUCCAACACCGAAAAGUCUAAAGGGGAGUUGAUGUUUGAUGAUUCUUCAGACUCGUCACCCGAGAAACAAGAGAGGAAUUUAAACUGGACGCCCGCUGAGGUCCCACAGCUGGCUGCGGCGAAGCGCAGACUGCCCUCGGGGAAGGAGCCUGGCCUCAUUAACUUGUGCGCCAAUGUGCCCCCCGUCCCGGGCAACAUCUUACCUCCCGAGGUCCGGGGCAGCCUCCUGGCCCCGGGACAGAAUCUCCAAAGUUCGGACAGAUCGGAAAUGAUCGCUACUUGGAGUCCGGCUGUGCGGACCCUGAGAAACAUCACUAACAACGCCGAUCUCCAGCAGAUGAGCCGACCGUCAAAUGUCGCUCACAUCUUACAGUCCCUUUCUGCACCUACAAAAACCUUAGAGCAGCAGGUGAAUCACAGCCAGCAGGGCCACGCGAACGCCAACGCGGUGCUCUUCGGCCCGGUGAAGGUGGCUUCCGAGCCGCACCUGCCGCAGCCGCCGCAGCCGCCGCCCCCGCCCCCGCCGCACCCGGUGCUGCACCUUCCCGCCCAGCAGCUCCUGCAGCUCCAGCCGCAGCCGCAGAUCGCCCAGCAGCCGUACCCGCAGCCGCCGCCGCACCCCUUCCCCCCACAGCCGCUGCCCUUCCCCCAGCAGCAGCUGCACCGGCCGCAGCAGCCCCUGCAGCCGCAGCCGCAGCACGUCCUGCAGCAGCAGCUGCACCAGCUCCAGCAGCACCAGCUCCAGCAGCAGCAGCUGCACCAGCUCCAGCAGCAGCUCCAGCUCCAGCGCCUGCAGCAGCAGCCGGCCCCGCUGCCGCACGCGCCCGGCCAGCCGGCCCAGGCCGCACAGCACCCGGCGCAGCCCCCGCACCAGCCCCCGCAGCAGCACCAGCCCCCACCACCGCAGCCGCCCCCGCCGUCCCAGCAGCCCCAGCACCAGCUCUUUGGACACGACCCAGCCGUGGAAAUUCCGGAAGAAGGCUUCUUACUGGGAUGCGUGUUUGCGAUUGCGGACUACCCGGAGCAGAUGUCUGACAAGCAGCUGCUGGCCACCUGGAAGCGGAUAAUCCAGACGCAUGGUGGCGCCGUGGACCCCACGUUCUCCAGCCGGUGCACACACCUGCUGUGCGAGAGUCAGGUCAGCGGGAUGUACGCGCAGGCGAUCAGGGAGAGGAAGAGGUGUGUCACGGCGCACUGGCUGAACAUGGUCCUAAAGAAGAAGAAGCUGGUGCCGCCUCACCGCGCCCUCCACUUCCCUGUGGCCUUCCCCCCGGGAGGAAAGCCCUGCUCUCAGCACAUUAUUUCUGUGACUGGAUUUGUCGACAGUGACAGAGACGACCUGAAGCUGAUGGCUUACCUGGCGGGCGCCAAGUACACGGGCUACCUGUGCCGCGGCAACACGGUGCUCAUCUGCAAGGAACCCACCGGUUUGAAGUAUGAGAAAGCCAAGGAGUGGAGGAUUCCGUGUGUGAACGCCCAGUGGCUCGGCGACAUCCUCCUGGGGAACUUCGAGGCGCUGAGGCAGGUCCACUACGGCCGCUACACGGCAUUCAAUCUGCAGGAGCCCUUCGCCCCGACUCCGCACUUGGUUUUCAAUCUUCUGGAUGCUUGGAGAGUCCCGUUGAAAGUGUCGGCCGAGCUGCUAAUGGGCGUGCGGCUGCCUCCCAAGCCGAAAGUGAGUGACGUGACGGCCCAGCCUUCCUCCAAGAGAGCCAGAAUCGAAGAUAUACCGCCUCCCACCAAAAAGUUAACACCAGAAUUGACCCCUUUUGUGCUUUUCACUGGAUUUGAGCCUGUCCAGGUUCAACAGUAUAUUAAGAGGCUCUACAUCCUGGGGGGCGAGGUCGCCGAGUCGGCGCAGAAGUGCACGCACCUCAUCGCCAGCAAAGUGACGCGCACGGUCAAGUUCCUGACGGCCAUCUCUGUGGUGCGGCACAUCGUGACCCCGGAGUGGCUGGAGGAGUGCUUCAAGUGUCAGAAGUUCAUCGACGAACAGAACUACGUGCUCCGGGACGCGGAGGCCGAGGUGCUGUUCUCCUUCAGUCUGGAGGAGUCCCUGAAACGGGCACACGCCUCCCCGCUCUUCAAGGCAAAAUAUUUUUACAUCACACCUGGAAUCUGCCCAAGUCUGUCCACCAUGAAGGCGAUCGUGGAGUGUGCAGGGGGACGGGUGCUGUCAAAGCAGCCAUCCUUCCGCAAGCUCGUGGAGCACAAGCAGAACAAGAGUUUGUCGGAAAUAAUUUUAAUAUCCUGUGAAAAUGACCUUCACUUAUGUCGAGAAUACUUUGCCAGAGGAAUAGACGUUCACAACGCGGAGUUUGUGCUGACGGGCGUGCUCACCCAGACCCUGGACUACGAGUCAUAUAAAUUUAACUGACGGCCUCGCCACUGCGGCUGGAGCCCGGGACGACAACCGGCGGCGCCUGCUGUGGGGCAAACCCGGCCGCGCUCCCCCGCAGAGGCCCGUGUUCUCCAGCUGCUGCGGGACGCAGGCAUUUUAAAGCAGGAGAACAAAUAUAAUAAAUAUUGUGCAUCUUAUUAAGAUGUGUAAUUUUAUUCCAAGGAAACAUAAAUUAUGUUUUGUAUUAUAUGAAUUUAUGAGCCCACAUUAGGUUUUAUGAUUCAUUUGCCAGGUUUUUAAAUGUUUUCACAACACUGUUAACAGAACUUCGGCUAUAAAUAAAAUGGUGUAAAUAAAGACCUUGCUAUCUCUAAAUUAUGGAUGUUAAAGAUUUGAAACGUUUUGUACUUUGAUUAUUUUUUUUCUUAUACUCUUUUUUCUUUUAUAUUGAGAUCUUGCCCACAUUUUAAAUAAAUGUACUUUUGAACUUAGAA
Mustela lutreola (European mink) is the source of this 6468-nucleotide messenger RNA. RefSeq names its product PAX interacting protein 1 (gene PAXIP1). The record is from RefSeq and is a predicted model, not a curated record. Bases 2999 to 6010 code for a protein of 1003 amino acids. Gene Ontology annotation, cellular component: nucleus. The transcript has 21 exons. NCBI's taxonomy places the organism in Eukaryota, Metazoa, Chordata, Mammalia, Carnivora, Mustelidae. Gene Ontology annotation, biological process: positive regulation of transcription initiation by RNA polymerase II.